Theobroma umbraticum is the source of this 1119-nucleotide messenger RNA. Its product is annotated as NADH dehydrogenase [ubiquinone] iron-sulfur protein 8-B, mitochondrial. Lineage: Eukaryota; Viridiplantae; Streptophyta; Magnoliopsida; Malvales; Malvaceae. The record is from RefSeq and is a predicted model, not a curated record. Gene Ontology annotation, molecular function: NADH dehydrogenase activity; 4 iron, 4 sulfur cluster binding. Gene Ontology annotation, cellular component: respiratory chain complex I; membrane. Gene Ontology annotation, biological process: mitochondrial respiratory chain complex I assembly; mitochondrial electron transport, NADH to ubiquinone.
UGCUUCUAAGCGAACUGAAUCGAAAGCGUCAUCGACAAAAAAAUGAUCUGAAAAGUGAAAACCCCCAAUUAGUCAGGAGGUCUCUCCAGUACCUUGGUUUUACAGCUCCGAUCGGCGAAGACCUAAUCGUCUUCAUCCGUCAGAUUACCAACACCAACCCACAAACAAAAUCAAUGGCUGCGAUCUUCGCUCGCAACUCUCUCAACUCUCUCCGGGCUCGACACCUCGCUGUGUCGGGGCAAGUUUUGCAGGGUUCACAGCAGUAUGGGCUGCGACUCACUGCACACUCAUACAGCACCAAGAAAGAUGAUGAAGAAAGAGAGCAGCUUGCAAAGGAGAUUUCAAAAGACUGGAGUGCUGUUUUUGAGCGAAGCGUAAACACAUUGUUUCUAACCGAAAUGGUUCGGGGUCUCAUGCUGACACUCAAGUACUUCUUUGACAGAAAAGUUACUAUUAACUAUCCAUUUGAGAAGGGUCCAUUGAGCCCUCGUUUUCGAGGGGAGCAUGCUCUCCGCCGAUAUCCAACUGGAGAGGAACGUUGCAUUGCCUGUAAACUUUGUGAAGCUAUAUGCCCAGCACAGGCAAUCACAAUAGAGGCUGAGGAACGAGAGGAUGGAAGUCGUCGGACAACGAGGUAUGAUAUCGACAUGACUAAGUGCAUCUACUGUGGACUUUGCCAAGAGGCAUGUCCUGUUGAUGCUAUUGUUGAAGGACCAAACUUUGAAUUUGCCACUGAGACUCAUGAGGAGCUGCUGUAUGACAAAGAGAAGCUGCUUGAGAAUGGUGACCGAUGGGAAACUGAGAUUGCAGAGAAUCUCAGAUCUGAAAGCCUUUAUCGCUGAUGCUGCCCCUGCCAUCUUUCCUCCUUGCUCUGAACAGCAACUGUUGCUUUUUUAGUUUCUGAAAAAAUAAGAUGAUUGAUGCAUGGUCUUGCAUGUACUAUGUAUUUUGGGCAUUUUGACUUUGUUAAUGUAUCCUGGUGAAUUAUGUUGUUGUUGCUACUUUUGAUGGCAAUGGUGGAUGAAAGAAUCCUAUGUUCAGGGAACAAAUUUUCAAUUUGUAAAACUUUACCCGAGGAGAAAUAGCAAGAUUUUUUGUUCUUUUUGUUUUUCGUUUGAA